Molecule: messenger RNA, 645 nt
Organism: Dujonia railenensis
Lineage: Eukaryota; Fungi; Ascomycota; Pichiomycetes; Serinales; Debaryomycetaceae
Source: the annotation of a GenBank genome assembly
AUGUCGUCUAGAAAGAAGACUCUCUUAAAGGUAAUCAUUUUGGGUGAUUCCGGUGUUGGUAAAACAUCAUUAAUGCAACAAUUUGUUAACUCCAAAUUCUCCCAUCAGUACAAGGCCACCAUAGGUGCCGACUUUUUAACUAAAGAGAUUACAAUUGAUAAUGGUAAGCAAGUUACCUUACAAAUUUGGGAUACUGCGGGCCAGGAAAGAUUUCAGUCCCUUGGGGUGGCCUUCUAUAGAGGUGCGGAUUGUUGCGUCUUGUGUUACGAUGUAACAAAUGAGAAAUCCCUUAACAACUUGGCCUCCUGGAAAGAUGAAUUUUUAAUUCAGUCAAAUGCAUCGAAUCCUGCCGAUUUUCCAUUUAUCAUUAUAGGUAAUAAGAUUGAUGUUGACGAACUGAAGAAAAUCCCUUCUUUACAAAAGAAAUUAAAUAAUAUCACCAACAACCAAUUGGGAGGGUUAAAUUAUCCCGUUUUUGAAACAAGUGCGAAGGAUGCGAUAAACGUUGAACCUGCCUUUGAAGUGGUUGCUAAAAUGGCCUUACAGCAAGAAGAAUUGAAUGAUGCAGGUAAUGAUGUCAAUGACGACUACAAUGAUGCAAUUAAUAUCCAUUUAGAAAGCGAGGGAAGUGGAUGUGCAUGUUAG